AUGUUAUAUUUAAAUAGAUCAAAAUUUCAACAAUUUCCAUUUCAUUUAGUACUACCAUCACCAUGACCAAUUGUUACAUCAUUUAGUUUAUUAGGUUUACUAUUAACUUUAGCUUUUACUAUACAUGGUAUUAUUGGUAAUAUUUAUCCUUUAUUAUUAUCUUUAUUAGUAGUUUUAUUACUAAUAACUUUAUGAUUUAGAGAUAUUGUAGCUGAACUUACUUAUUUAGGUGAUCAUACUUUAGCUGUAAGAAAAGGUAUUAACUUAGGUUUCCUAUUAUUUGUUGUAUCUGAAGUAUUAAUUUUUGCUUCUUUAUUUUGAGCUUACUUCCAUUCAGCUAUAAGUCCUGAUAUUCUAUUAGGUAAUGUUUGACCACCAGUAGGUAUUGAAGCAGUUCAACCAACAGAAUUACCAUUAUUAAAUACUAUUAUUUUAUUAGCAUCAGGUCUAACUAUUACAUAUAGUCAUCAUGGUUUAAUUGAAGGUAAUAGAAAACAUGCUUUAUCAGGUUUACUUAUUACUUUCUGAUUAAUUGUUACAUUUGUAUUAUGUCAAUAUAUUGAAUAUAGUAAUACAUCAUUUACAAUUACAGAUGGUAUUUAUGGUUCAGUAUUUUUUGCUGGUACUGGUUUACAUUUCUUACAUAUGGUUAUGUUACUAAUUAUGUUAGGUAUUAAUUAUUGAAGAAUAAGAAAUUAUCAUUUAACAUCAACACAUCAUGUAGGAUAUGAGACUACUACUAUUUAUUUACAUGUUUUAGAUAUUAUUUGAUUAGCAUUAUAUAUUUGUUUUUAUUGAUGAGGUGUAUAG
Messenger RNA from Eremothecium gossypii ATCC 10895, 810 nucleotides. The record is from the annotation of a RefSeq genome assembly. NCBI's taxonomy places the organism in Eukaryota, Fungi, Ascomycota, Saccharomycetes, Saccharomycetales, Saccharomycetaceae.